GGUCUGAUUUAGGCUGCACAGAUUCCAGGACAAGGGGCAGAGGAAGGACGGCUUGGUCUUCAGAACCUCCAGAUGGCUGAAUUGGAUCUAAUUGCUCCAGGGUCACUGCCUGGGGUCGCUGUUCACCCCCUGGCUUCUCUCUGUUCAGACUCUGGGUCAGCCAGCCCAGUAGAAGAAGAUGCAGGCUCCCUCGAAAAGUCAGGGGAGGAGACUGAGGGGCAGAACAGUGACCAGGCAGAGCUGACGGGGGCUCCUAGUGAUGAGGGAGAGGAGGAGAUCCUGUGUGACUUCUGUCUUGGGGCCAGUAGAGUACCAGCAGUGAAGUCUUGUCUGACCUGCAUGGUAAAUUACUGUGAGGAGCACCUACGGCCACACCAGGAGAACAGCAAACUGCACAGUCACCAGCUGACUGAACCCACAAAGGACCAAGAUCUACGCACCUGCCCAGCCCACCACUGCCCUCUGGUCCUCUUCUGCCACUCGGAUCAGCAAUGCAUCUGCCAGGAAUGCGGCCAGGAGGAACACAGGGGCCACAGCACUGUCUCCUUGGAGGCAGCCCGAAAGAGCAAGGAGACUGACCUUCGGUGUAUGCAGCUGGGCCUGGAGCAGAAACUCAAGUUGAAUGAAAAUGCCAUUGUGAGGCUCCAAGCCAACCAUAAGUCUGUUUUGGUAUCCGUGUCAGAGGUGAAGGUGGUGGCUGAAGAGCAGUUUGGGGAGCUCCUCGCAGCAGUGAGGAAGGCCCAGGCCGAUGUGAUGCUCUUCUUAGAAGAGAAAGAACAGGCUGCUGUGAACCAGGUCAACGGCAUCAAGACCCACCUGGAGUACAGGAGUGCAGAGAUGGAGAAGAGCAAGCAGGAGCUGGAGAAGUUGGCGGCCAUCAGCAACACUGUGCUAUUCUUGGAGGAAUACUGCAAGUUUAAGAAGACUGAAGAAGCUGCCUUCCCCAGUGUUUACAUAGGGCUGAAGGACAGACUCUCCGGCAUCCGCAAAGUCAUCACAGACUCAACUGUACACUUAGUCCAGCUGCUGGAGAACUAUAAGGAAAAGCUUCAGGAGUUUGCCAAGGAGGAGGAGUAUGACAUCAGAACCCAAGUGUCUGCUGUUGUUCAACACAAGUAUAGGACCUCAAAACCUGAGCCCAGAACCAGAGAGGAGUUCCUCCAAUAUGCAUGUGACAUCACAUUUGACCCAGACACAGCACAUCGUUAUCUCCGGCUGCAGGAGGACAACCGCAAGGUCACCAAUACCACACCCUGGGAGCACCCCUACCCAGACCUCCCCAGCAGGUUCCUGCACUGGCGGCAGGUGCUGUCUCAACAAAGUCUGUACCUGCACAGGUAUUAUUUCGAGGUGGAGCUCUCUGGGGGAGGUACUUAUGUUGGUCUGACCUGCAAAGGCAUUGACCGGAAAGGGGAGGAACGCAACAGUUGCAUUUCUGGAAAUAACUUCUCUUGGAGCUUACAUUGGAAUGGAAAGAAGUUCACAGCCUGGCACAGUGACACAGAAACACCGCUCAAGGCUGGCCCUUUCCGGAGGCUCGGCAUCUAUGUCAACUUCCAAGGAGGAACUCUUUCCUUUUAUGGGGUAGAGCAUAAUGCCAUGACUCUGAUUCAAAAGUUUGACUGCAAGUUUUCAGAGCCAGUCUAUGCUGCCUUCUGGCUUUCUAAGAAAGAAAACGCCAUCCGUAUUGUGGAUCUGGGAGAGGAACCUGAGAAAUCAGAACCAUUGUCUGUGGAGGCUGCUCCCUAGAUUCUAGGGUCUACUUCCCAGACCUUUGCUAACUACGAUGGCGGGGCAGCAGCUUUGUACCCUGAGGAGGACUUGGGGAUGGAAACAUCUACGCUCAAGAAAUCAUAUGGGUCAGAAGUGAGGCUUUCCAGCUGCUCUUAAUGCUGCACAGCACUAUUCUCCAUGUGACUGCAGAAACUCUAAGUCAUCAAAGCCUCUCCCCAAGUCUUCUGGUGAUAAUCUCCUGUCAGCUCAGGUGAUUGUCAGCCUUCACUCAGAAUUCAUAACUAGGACUUUUCAGAGCAUGAACAAGACUGCAGAGGAUACAAUUAAUGGCAAACUUCAUUGCUGUGCAUUUCCUAUGUACUGGACACCGUUCUGAGUGCUUCUUAUGUGUUAGUUCACGUCAUCCUCAUGGGGUAUCUAUGUUGUCCUCAUGCUGAAAAUGGGGAAACUGUGGCUCAGGGUGGUUGGUUAGUUAACUUGCUCAAGGUCAGUCUGGGUAUAAAGUGAGGGGAAGAGCUGGGCUUCAACUCUGGACGGGCUGUUGCUGAACUUGUGGCUGCCAUGUUAUAUGCUUUGCUCAUUAGAGCAUGACUGUUGUAUAUAAGGGAAUAGACCCCAUAUGAACUACAUAGCAGAGAAACAGCAUCUUCCACACACCUUUAGAGUUUGCUCAUCUUUCUACAUGUGCCAGGCCAAACUUGGCCAUCCAGCCUGGCACAGUCCAAGCACUCAUCCCUCACAGCAGCGUUUUCUGCUCCUGGUCAUUGAGGAUUAGCACACAUUCUAGUGGGACUCUCUCGGGAAGGGUCUAUAUCCUGUCUUCUAAAGUUACCUGGACUUUAAGGACUUGUCAGAUUUCUUACGCAAAAGGAGCAAUUCUUUAAAUAUUGAUGGUGGUGCUCAUUUCGCCUACGUGCUAUUCCUGGUUUUCUGCCACAUUUCCCACUCCCAUGAUUCCCAGCAAGCCCCCUCCCCUGCUUGAUGAUUUCAUUCCCUUUUGACAGAUGACAAACAUUCAUCAAGCCUUCAUAAAAAUGAAAAAUCAUGUUAAAAUGGGUUUCUAAGGACAUACCCUAAAGUCCUUGGCAGGAUUUACCAGAAAUAUUACUUCCGUGUCUUUUCCUGCUUUGUGUCAAGGCAAAUCUCUUCCUGUUCAACCAGUCUGGCAAUCCUAUCUCAGCAGUGUAUUACUUUAGUUACUUGACUUGCUUCUAGGACUCUGCCUUAUAUGUCUAAUGACUGAAGAGUUGUACAAUUUAAAUGCUUUGGCUUCAUUACUUCGUAUGACUGCUGUGAGCUGAGAGACUUUCAAUUCAUGAUCUUCCAUCUAGUAUAGUCUCUCUCUUGUGUAGCAGAAUCAAUGGUUUUUCUAAAGUCUGAACCAUGUUAAUAAAUACACUGCUUAUGGUAGGGCCAAAUCCUGAAUGUGGCAGCACUUGGUCAGUCCUCUGUGCUGAGGAAUAUGCAAGUUACUUCUUGAUAGAACUAUGCAGUGCUGUGGUUCACCUUUUGCCCCUUUUUUCCACUGGAUGCAAUGAAAGAUAUUUUUCUUUUUGUUCUUCCUCCUUUUAUUUAUUUGAGAUAGGGUCUAACUAUGCAGCCUAAGCUGGCCUGGAACUCACUACAUAUCCUAGGCUGGCUUCACAUUCAGAAUCCUCUUGUCUCAGCAUCCCCAAGUGCUGGCACUAUAUAUCUAAGUUACUGGUGCAGUACCCAGCUCAGGGAAGGGUAUUUUCAGUGGCAGAAAUCAAUACAUACUACAUCUGAAUUCUUUUGAUCUAGCUGUUAAAUAAUACCCCCAAAAGAGAAAAUCCUAUCAUCUUGGCCUGUUCUUUUUUAAAAAUUAAGUUUCUUUGCUUUGAAUUUUGCUUUUUAAUUAAUACACAAUAACAUAUACUUAUGGAGUUCAAUAUGGUAUUUAAAUAUAUGUUUGCAAUGUAUAAUU
Nannospalax galili (Upper Galilee mountains blind mole rat) is the source of this 3679-nucleotide messenger RNA. RefSeq names its product tripartite motif containing 16 (gene Trim16). Lineage: Eukaryota; Metazoa; Chordata; Mammalia; Rodentia; Spalacidae. The coding region runs from base 73 to 1749 and encodes 558 amino acids. The record is from RefSeq and is a predicted model, not a curated record. Gene Ontology annotation, molecular function: zinc ion binding; protein binding. The transcript has 6 exons.